UGGCUGCUAGUGAUUAUAUAUACAUAUAUUUUUUUGUUAAUACAGGCUACCUACUUUACUGCCACAUUCCCCUUCGUCUUGCUGGUGGUACUGUUUUUUAGAGGUAUGACCCUUCCUGGAGCAUUUCAUGGUGUCAAAUACUACCUGUACCCUGAUCCCUCUCGGCUAGCUGACCCACAGGUCUGGAUGGACGCUGGAACACAGAUAUUUUAUUCCUAUGCCAUUUGCCUGGGGUACAUGACCACAUUUGGAAGUUACAACAAGUACAACAACAACUGUUACAGAGACUCCUUCUAUCUUUGCUUGCUGAACAGUGGGACCAGCAUAAUGUCUGGAUUUGCCAUUUUCUCCGUUCUGGGCUACAUGUCAGUAAAGCAGGGAGUAGACAUUUCUGCUGUUGCUGAGUCAGGUCCUGGACUCGUCUUCAUUGUCUACCCACAAGCCGUAACUCUGCUGCCUUGGCCUCAGGUCUGGUCUGUGUGUUUCUUCUUCAUGAUCAUUUUACUGGGAAUCGAUGGGCAGUUUGCAGGACUUGAAAGCAACAUGACCUCUUUGACAGAUCUUUAUCCUUCCUACCUCCGAAGGGGAUACCGCAGAGAGCUUCUUCUGAUGCUGCUCUGUGUUAUUAGUGCUCUGUUGGGCUUAUUUAUGGUCACAGAGGCAGGAGCAUACAUUCUGCAGAUCUUUGAUCACUAUGUGUGCAGCGGCCCCACCCUCCUUCUGAUGGCAAUCUUCCAGUCAGUGAUCAUUGGAUGGAUUUAUGGUGCUGCACGCUUCAGUGACAAUAUUGAGGACAUGAUUGGUUACAAACCUAUGCCACUGUUCAAGUACUGCUGGCUCUACAUCACCCCUCUUAUUUGCAGUGCCACUCUUGUAUUUUUACUUGUGAGAUACACUCCAAUGAGGUUCAACAAAACAUAUGUGUAUCCUUGGUGGGCUUACUGGAUCGGCUGGUUUCUGUCCAUGUCAUCAUUGUCUUUGAUCCCACUUAACAUGAUCUUCAAAUUGAUGAAAGAGAAAGGCUCUCUCUGGCAGCGAUUCAAGAAAACCUCCCUGCCUGCAGACGACCUUCCAGGGAUGGUGAAGGAAGUGCCAAGUCUCAACACAUUGAUGAGUGCUCAGAACAGGGAACAAAAUGAUCCCAUGCUUUAAAAAUCUUAGAAAAUAUCUUUCCCCAAAAUACAACAUAUUGGGUAAUGGGAUUAAAAACAUUCUCAGUAUACAGUCGGUAUCUAUUUCAAUAUUUUCUACAUAUCGGUCUUUUGGGGGCAGUUUUUGGAGCACGUUUUCUAUCAUUCUGCCAACAACAUCUAGAAUCUCAAAAAAACAGCACUGGAUUGUAAUUAAGAACACUCAAUGAAAAUAUUGAAUCUAUGUUAUAUUUCUAUAUAGAUCAACCUGGUUAGAUCUGCUUGCCCUCUUUCUUAGAUAACUUGGCAAAAUAUGACAAAAAAAAAAAAAAAGAAACAUCCUUAAUGUAUUAAAACCUUGCAAUGUAGCGCCUCACUGCGCUUUGGGGGUGCUCAAUACUUGUAACAUUAUAAAACAAAGGAAAAAGAAGAUUUAUAUCUCGUCUAUCCUCCAAUGAAUCUUUUUCCAGGAAAUAAAAUUGGAAUCUUGUUUAAAGAUUGGAAGCACAAAUUUGGAGAGCCUACACUAAACUAAGAUCAUUUUGUUGUUUAAAUUUGACUCUUAGAAAUAUAGUUAAAAGGAAAUUUACAAAAAGUCUUAUGAGAUCAAUAUAUUCUAUGUGGUUGUAACAUUGCUUCUUGGCAGUAAAUGUUACACAACUGGAAAGGUUAAGGAUUUCCAUUUAACUCCUGGCACAUUUCCAAGGGAUACGCCUUUGUUUGUUGAGCAGCAGAAGUGAGUGUGAUGGCCCAUGCAAAUCUGUCCGAAUUCACCUUGCCUUUUAGCCUGAUGAACCAGACUAAAUAUGACAUUAAAUGUGUAAUUUAGUCUGGCCCCCAUGAAUGAGGCAUCGGAAGAUUGUUGAUGAGAACAACCCGUUGUUUUUCAAACCAUGUAUGUGCCUAUUGGCCAACGCUCAGACCAAUAAGCGCAACUGACUGACACAGUAAGGGUGACAGAAAGCUGGUGGGGGAGUGUAAAGAAAACAGCCUGUUGGUAAAACGGUGAAUACGUCCUUGUUAAAAAUGAAUGAGCGUAGAGUCUCUUCCUGCUCAUGUUUCAACGAAAAACCCAGGUCAGAUCCUUCCAAAACUGAUUCCAAAGCUGAGUCAAACGAUGGUUUGUUUGCUUAGUUGUUGCUAUCUUCCUUGUUGCGCUUUCUCCAGCGUCGCGCAGCUUUGUCGUUACGCCCUCAAAUCCCUGCCUGCUUUGCAUCCAGAAAUUAAAAACACAUCUCUGCGUUGUGAUUGGCCCACCAGUUCUAGGGCCCGGGGCAUUGAUCGAGGCUAGACCAACUCGCAGGCAAAAAUGAAUUUGGCCGCUGGCGGGUGGGGCUAGUUUACUAGGCUACUUGCCUUUUACAAAUAGCGUUCAGCCAAGCCAGUAUAAAGAUGGGAGGUCACCUUCUCAUCACUGGAAUAGAAGGGCUUGUCAGAGGCAAUCUCAGUGAAGAAAGGAAGCAACCAGUGGCAAUCCGAUCUCUCAUUUCCGUACACUGGAAUGUAAAAGUGAAGCACAUGUAUUGCCUGCAUCCGGAUUUGGGAGCCUUAAGGAUGGACUGACCAACCUGUAGUCCUGACCUCUUUGCCACUGUUAUUUCGAUGUGCUUCUUGACCACUACCACCUAAAUGAUUGACUUGUGAUAAAUACCAUGUCUAUGAAUCGGAUGUCCUCCCAUGGCAGUGUGUGUGACCAAGCAGGACUUAGUGUGUCCACGGCCUAAUUAAACCAGAAUCUGUUAAAUGACUUAAUUUAUAAAUCUGUUAUUUCCAUUAACUUCCACCAUCCAGUCUAAUCACACUACGCAUGACUCAACCGCAGAAUAAUCUGUAAAUUUUUUGUAGAUGCAACCUACGUGGCUUAGAGGAAAAUUCAGUGAUCUUGUAAUCCGAAAGUUACGAUUUUGAGUUUAGUUCUCCAAAUGUUGAACUGCCCCUGGGCAAGGCAUUUAACCCCAAGCAGCUGCCUGUGGAUCUGUGUAGAAGUCUAUAACUGUGCGUACACUUGAAUGAGACCAACUGGAAGGUUGUCCACUUUGAGUGUCAGUUUGACAUUAAUAUAAAGAUUUAGUCUUGUAAAAAAAAUU
Messenger RNA from Cyprinodon tularosa, 3217 nucleotides. Its product is annotated as sodium- and chloride-dependent GABA transporter 2-like. The record is from RefSeq and is a predicted model, not a curated record. Lineage: Eukaryota; Metazoa; Chordata; Actinopteri; Cyprinodontiformes; Cyprinodontidae. Gene Ontology annotation, cellular component: membrane. Gene Ontology annotation, biological process: sodium ion transmembrane transport. The annotation marks the transcript as partial. The transcript is spliced from 9 exons.